GUCAGCGCGCGUGUCAGCCGUUGAAGGUCGACCGGCCUGAGUGUCGCGUCGAGUAAUCAGCUAACCGCAUGUGCUCUACCUCGGCUCGAUACCCCAUCACAAGCUACCCCAGCCGAACGAGUCGCCCGCCCAGGUCAUCAAAGCCGACGACGUCUCUCUCUUACUCUUCAAUACAUUUCUAUACUUCGUUCCAGCAGUGAGCCCUCAACUCUAGCAGCCAGCUACCAUACUUCUUACAAAGAGAAAGAGCAAGGAAACACGACGUCGCACGACAGGACGCGACUAAUCAGCAAACAAUGGCGGAAGCAUACCAAAAAGAGUUCUUCAACGUUUCGUUCCCAGCGGAAUAUGUUGCGCACGUUGAGAUCAACCGGCCGGAAAAGAUGAACGCGUUCAAAGAAGUCAUGUGGCUCAACCUCUCCGCCAUCUUCCGCCAACUCUCCCACGACCCCUCCGUCCGCGCCGUCAUCUUAACCGGCGCAGGAGACCGCGCCUUUACAGCCGGCCUCGACGUAACCGCCGCCUCAGAAUCCGGUCCCUUAUCCUCCUCAGACGUAGCUCACCAGGACACUGCGCGCAAAGCAAACGCCGUGCGCCGACACAUUCUAGAAUUCCAAUCCUGCAUCACCGACAUCGAAAAGUGCGAAAAGCCCGUCAUUGCCGUGCUGCAUGGGAUUUCUUUUGGUUUAGCCCUCGACAUGUGUCUCGCUUGUGACAUUCGCAUCUCUACCACUACCACCAAGUUCUCGGUCAAAGAGGUUGAUAUCGGGAUUGCAGCAGAUAUUGGCACUUUAUCCCGCUUACCUCACUCCGUUGGGAACUUGUCCUGGGUCAAAGAUAUUGCUUAUUCUGCCCGCAUCUUCGGUUCCGACGAGGCGCUCCAACAUGGUCUCGUGUCGAGCGUGUAUCAAGACAAGAAGGAGGCGGUAGGCAAGGCGUUAGAGUUGGCGAGCUUGAUCGCAUCAAAGUCACCAGUGGCUGUCCUAGGGACGAAAGAGAUUAUCAAUUAUUCAAGGGACAGACCGAUCAGUGAGGGGCUAAACUAUACAGCAGUGUGGAAUGCGGCCAUGUUGCAAACUGAGGAUGUCAAGGGUGCCAUGCUGAGUGGGUUGAAGAAGACGACACCCAAGUUCAGCAAGCUAUAGAUGGUCAUCAGGUAUAUGUCUUGCAAGAAGGG
Molecule: messenger RNA, 1177 nt
Organism: Alternaria alternata
Lineage: Eukaryota; Fungi; Ascomycota; Dothideomycetes; Pleosporales; Pleosporaceae
Product: delta-delta-dienoyl-CoA isomeras-like protein
Exons: 2
Coding region: 297-1145 (282 amino acids)
Cellular component (GO): mitochondrion
Molecular function (GO): delta(3,5)-delta(2,4)-dienoyl-CoA isomerase activity
Source: RefSeq, a predicted model, not a curated record